Messenger RNA from Rhipicephalus microplus (southern cattle tick), 1727 nucleotides. RefSeq lists its product as uncharacterized. Gene Ontology annotation, molecular function: monocarboxylic acid transmembrane transporter activity. The record is from RefSeq and is a predicted model, not a curated record. NCBI's taxonomy places the organism in Eukaryota, Metazoa, Arthropoda, Arachnida, Ixodida, Ixodidae. Gene Ontology annotation, biological process: transmembrane transport.
UGAGAGAACCACAUAAUGCGCCACGUCACAUGGACAAUGAGCCACCAACCCAGAAGCGGCGUAAGGUCAACCAGACCAACGCCCCUUGGCGCGUUGCAGUGGUGGGAUCUCUUAUCGUGCUGUUUGCCACGAGUGUGUUUGGUACCUCGGGCCUUUUCUACGUCUACUUCAUGGACACGUUCGGCGUCAGCCAUGAAGCUGCAUCUUGGCCGGCCAGCACAAUGGCUGCGAUGCUUAACUGCGCAGGCCUCGUUGUUUCGUUACUCCAGCGCUUCCUGAGCAUUUUCCAAAUUUCUCUCGUCGGCAGCGUUCUACUGUGGACAAGUCUCAUGCUAGCAGCAUUUGCACCUAACAUGGAAAUCAUGACUUUACUUUUGGGAGCUGUGCACGGUCUGGGACUCGGCUUCGUGGAGAAUACUGUGUCCGUUAUUAUUGCGACCUCGUUCCAGAAGCACAAAUCCUUCUCCAUGGGUUUUAAAGACAGCGGUCGAACUUUGUCCGUUCUCAUUUUCCCCACCGUCGUAUCUUACUUUAAUUCUCUUUACGGUAUCCGGAGCACGCUCGCGCUAUGUGGAGCGUUGCUCAUGCACGUCACAGCGCUGGUGUUAACGCUACGGCGGCAUCCGUUCACAGAACGGCCUUGUCUUCGCCGAAAUAGUACUGGAAGCAAGGACAACGUGAAAUCUGGGUCAAUACGAGCUGUUCGACUCCACAAAGAAUCGUCUGAUAACAAUACGCGGAUAAUAACGCUAAAGAAUAUUAGUUACGGAUCAUGUCAUAAUUUUAUAAAGGCAGCUGACCUCCCUCACAAAAACUUGUCAUUUCAGGUGCCUCAGUCACCGCUCCCGGAUUUUGAUAUAAACACAUGCGCGCAAAAUCAAGCAUCUUGCGAUGCCGCACCGGCACCAGCAUCUACAGCAUCCGAAGGUGGUAGCACCAAUCAUGUUAAGCAACCUUGCACCCAGGAGAGCACCGGUUCUCCGAGGUCGCAGGCACUGCGGAUCUUGCGAGUGGUUGCUGAUCGUUACCCGUCACCUGCCGUGAAUGCGUCACAGGGGGGAAAUACAGGAAUUUCGCUGACAAGCGACGUUGAAAUGCCAGCCCUCAACGGAAAGCGAAAUACUGCGCCGUCUAGCAGAACCCAAAUGGUCCGUCUCUUCGGUGAACCUACGUUUUACAUCCUCGCGUUCCAAAACACAGUAAUGAGCUACUCAUCAUUUAUGUUUCGAUCGAUAAUAGUUGACUAUGCGAGAGACAAGGGGGUGCCCUUGGCUAAUGCCGAACUGAUGGGAACAUACUGCGCCGCCAGCGACCUGCUUCUAGGCCACAUGGGCUUGCCCUUUCUGGCCGACCGCGGCUUUGUGAACCGAAGCUUGCUUGCGGCAUUGACAUUCGGCCUUCUGUCGGCGUCGAUGUUUGCUUUAAGUUACUCGGAAGGAUUUGUUUCUUUCGUCGGCAUCUUUCUCGUACAGUCCCUGCUGAUCUCGGCAACCGCUUCGUUCUCCCCUGUGCUGAUCACCGACUAUCUUGGCGCUUGUCGGGUUCCCAUAACUUGUGGUGUCUCUGGUCUCGUGACGGGGCCUCUACUCCUGGCUACACCCUCGAUAACAGGUUUUUUCAGGGACACCAAGGGCUCGUACGACAGCCUAGUGCGCCUUAUUGCUGGGCUGGCUGCCACCUCUGCAACACUCAUCUUGCUUCUGAGGAUACCAAAGAGAAACUGCUGA